GAAUAUAUAUAAAUUAUAUUCUUCUAUCUAUUUUCAUAAAGCGACGAUAAGCAUUUGUAAAGCAAAUGAGGAAUACGAACAUCAAGAGAAAUCUGACAUCUUCAACACCACGACUAUUAUAACCGACGUAUAUGUUUUCUUGGACACCACUUGGCCUUACUAUAGUAUUGUCAACUAUUUAAAUUACGUUCUACAGAAUUUAAAUAUAAAUCCAUUUGCCAGUUCAGUGACUAUAUUAGCCGCUUCAGAUGGUACUCCUAUAGUGAAUACAACCAACUAUAUAAACGAAGUUUAUGCUAAUUGGAAUGAAACCACACAUUCAAAAUAUAAUAGUGGUUUUAAAUUUCCCAUCAUUUUGAAUACUAUUCGAGAUUUGAUUGAAGAUAAAAUGAAUACAGAACGUCAGUUAGCUAAACCAGGGGGUCAGAGUUUGAUUGCUUUAAUCAUGCCCAGUCCAAUUGCCUAUGUUAGUGAAAGUGAUGAACGCUAUUGUUUACACUUUUUAGAUAAUCUAAACUAUACGCUUCCUGAUAUUAACAUCUUAUUCUAUGCUGGUGGUGCUGUGAUACGUUUUAAAAGUUUCGUUUGGGAUCCCGAAGAUGAUCUGUUUUUGUUAAGUUUAGACAAUAGCGUUGAACGAAGUGCUGAACAUGUUAUUAAACGUAUAAGAAAGGAACCUCGUCGCAUUACAAAUCCACACUGUGGUGCCGAUUGGCAACCCAACAAAUCGGCAAUGAAUGCAAUGAUGCAAACUGUACGUCCUGGGGGUAUUAAUUUCUAUCGAAUGGCACCAAAUUAUUUCUUCGAUAGGAAAAGCAUGCGUUACAUACAAGUAGAUGCGAACAAUGCUGUAACGGUGACUGUUUGUUUCUCUCGUGAGGUCAGGUACCCACAUCGUGAAGGUAGUUUGAUUCCGGCAAAUCAAGAUUGUCGUCAAAUCACUAGCCUUUCACAAAGCUACGAUCUAACAGAUGCUUGUACCGGAUAUGAUACUAUACUGCAGUGUCCACCGCUUUAUAUGUCAGUGCAAGCACAAACUUUUGCUGAUUCAACACAAGUGUCUUGCACUGACGAAGACUGUCAAAGUCCUGAUCAAGUAAGAUAUACAAUUUUUGUUAAUAAUCUGACUUGCAAUGCUGCCAUACGAAUUCGAUGGGGUUAUUUAAAUGCACUGAGCAUAAUCCUUAUUGUUCUCUGCAUCUUUUAUAAAAUUUUCUAAGCCUCUCUAAUUGAAUUUGAUAUAAGUCUUAUAAAAUAAGUUAAGUUAACGUUUUAAUA
This is a messenger RNA of Teleopsis dalmanni, 1278 nucleotides long. RefSeq lists its product as uncharacterized. Lineage: Eukaryota; Metazoa; Arthropoda; Insecta; Diptera; Diopsidae. The record is from RefSeq and is a predicted model, not a curated record. The transcript is spliced from 4 exons. The coding region runs from base 389 to 1219 and encodes 276 amino acids.